Molecule: messenger RNA, 1174 nt
Organism: Durio zibethinus
Lineage: Eukaryota; Viridiplantae; Streptophyta; Magnoliopsida; Malvales; Malvaceae
Biological process (GO): nucleoside triphosphate catabolic process
Molecular function (GO): nucleoside triphosphate diphosphatase activity
Source: RefSeq, a predicted model, not a curated record
UGACAAGAAUGCCAAUGCACGAAUGAGGCCUGGUUUAUAUGGCAAGGUAUUUAGUGGCAGACAAAAUUUGCCUUCAGGCCUGGGUAUAAAACAUGUCCUAGUUACUUAUGUCCCACAACACAAUUUUCCUUUACCAGUUCCCACUCUUUUUGGAUAAGACUCAUUUUUUCCAAAUAUUUCUAUCAUUCACCCAACUUUACUCCUGUAGUUGGAUCAAUGAAUGUACAUCUAAUAGCCUCAUGCAAUGAAGAUAUACUUCCUAUUGAAACAAUCAGGCUAAGGUUUGAUUUGGAUGCUUGGUGGGAGCCCUCUCACCGUGCCCAGGUCUGCGUUUUAUGACUGGACUGAUGGGUUAUUUACAGACUAUAGAUGUUAAACCCUUGAGUUAAGUUUGGUCGCCAAAUCUCAAUCUGCCUUUGGUUUGGAUUCUAGAAGAUAAUUAAAAGGAAAUAUUAUUCUUUGCUAAUUUCAGGUGGUGUGAAGUUGGCCAUUUUGUAAAGUGGGGCUGCAAGGAAUCUCACGUAUAAACCAUGAAUGAGGCAUUUUCCUUCACUUCCAGCUCUUUCCCUUUCAAUUUAAAUUGCAAAUGACAUGCACAAGAACUUAAAGAAAACAUUGUUCGGAACCACCCAUUAAAUGCUAUAAAGCUCCCUCUACUCAAGCAUGUGAAGCAAAAAGAAGUGAAGCCAAGCAUGAGAGAAGAGAAAGAGAAUGCAGAAGAGAGGGUGGUCGACAUUAGUCUGAAGGAUCUCUCUAAGAAGCUUGAGGAAUUUGCCAGGGCUAGAGACUGGGAAAAGUACCACAGUCCCAGGAAUCUACUUCUUGCCAUGGUUGGAGAAGUAGGAGAGCUAUCAGAAAUUUUCCAGUGGAGAGGAGAGGUGGACAAAGGCUUGCCAAAUUGGGAAGAAUCCGAUAAAGAGCAUCUCGGAGAAGAACUUUCUGAUGUGCUGUUAUACCUCAUUAGGUUGUCUGAUAUAUGUGGCAUUGAUCUUGGUGAUGCUGAUACCAAAAAACUUGUUAAGAAUGCAAUCAAAUACCCAGCCAAGGUCUUGUGAGACAACCUUUUUUCUUGCCUGAAAAUUUUGUUCUGUUCACCUUGAAAAAGUAUAAUUUUAACUUCAUUUUCCUUCUCAAUGGCUAGCCAAUGUUUUACACUUUCGUUACCGUGACUACA